CGACAUACUCGUCACCCAGUUUCUGGGCUAUUCGACGUCGGAAAAUGCUGUCCUCUUCGUUACGCCGGGCUGCAUGGGCUCCUAUUGCUCCCAUCACCGGCAUUGCUCGCUCGUCCAGUCAAGCUCUUCCAGCUUCCUCUAAUACCCUCUUAGGCGCGGCACAGCAUGUGCGUCAGCGCCGUUACUCCUCAUCUUCUUCUUCGAAGCCCAGUGACGGUUCCAGAAAAGUUGACGCUUCUUCUCAGACCCCCACAAAGGGCGUGAAUGCAAGCGAAAAGCGCGAGGGUAAGGCAUCCAGACGAAGGGGAAAAGAUAGCAGUGGCCGCAAUGGUUCCAAGUCGAACCAGCAUAUGGUCUUCUCGAGACUGCCUAGCGUUCCCUCCACCCAACACCUCCAACCCCAUGAUGUUCAUGUAGCUUCAUUCUUUUCUAUCCACCGACCUAUCUCCGUUUCGACCACUGUUCCUCCUCCUUCUAGCCCUGAAGCAUUUGAUGCCAUAUUCACCGCGAAGAAACCCACGAAACAUGAAUCGGACGAUGUGAUUCUCACUCUAUCUUCUACCGUCAACUCUAUGGAGAACCCUGCCUAUCAUCUAGGCGAACAAGAGGGCUCUCUGAACCACUUCGAUAUGGAGGGUAACCAGCUCGACGGAAUGAACAUGGCAGAGCUGAAGGUUUCCGUAGAGGAGCUUACAAGGCGACUUCGUCCAUUCCACCCCCCGCCGCCACCGGUUCCCUUCGAUGAAGCGAAAGAUGCCGGUGCCGUGGAGUCGGAAAACUUCUCUCCCCGCGAAACCAGCUACUCUACCGUUUUGACCAUCCACGAGUCCACACAUGCGGAUGGUCGCAAGACGUACGAAGCUCAUACGGGUCCUUUCGUUCGCACUCCAGAAAUGGACGCUCCUGGCGCCGGUGAGAAUGAAGCCAUCAUCGACGUACCGUCCCAGCCUGGAACCACCUACAUCGAGCGCCUGCGCAAUAACCGUACCAUGCAAGCGAUCAGCACUAAGAGACGGCGUAAGCUGAAGAUGAAGAAGCACAAGUACAAGAAGCUUUUGCGGAAGACGAGAACCUUGCGUCGCAAACUUGACAAGGCUUAAUCGGGAUCUCCCUAUUCCCACCUCCUUCCUCUUGCACUGCCCCCUUCCGAUCACCUUCCCUCAAGUCUCAUGGCAUUUUGGAGCUGCACAUAGCCAUCUUGUCGGACUUGAACCGGUUAGUGAUUCCCUCGGUGCUUUACUUCGUGUCCGUCCUUGUGGCUCCCACGGUAUAUUCAUAUUCUUGAAUAUUGCACGUCUCCUAUGCAUUGUCCACUCUAUAGACAGUAUCAUUUACAUAGCUAUUUUUUAUAUCACUUUGUUUGAUCGUUGAAGAUGGACAUAUAGCUCUGUAUUUUUAAUGUGAUUAUUCGACGCAAAGCUCUGAUUGCGCCCUGUACUACUAGAUACAAUGUAACUCAGUCAACGGUUACACCGAUUGCAGCAUAAGAAAA
Aspergillus caelatus is the source of this 1492-nucleotide messenger RNA. Its product is annotated as mitochondrial 37S ribosomal protein mS38. The transcript is spliced from 2 exons. NCBI's taxonomy places the organism in Eukaryota, Fungi, Ascomycota, Eurotiomycetes, Eurotiales, Aspergillaceae. Gene Ontology annotation, biological process: mRNA processing. Gene Ontology annotation, cellular component: mitochondrion. The record is from RefSeq and is a predicted model, not a curated record. The coding region runs from base 45 to 1100 and encodes 351 amino acids.